AGGGGGGUGGAGAGGGGGCUCGCGGUGGCUGUUGGGACGGUCUGUUAAGUUGCAAGAGGCGCGGAAACUCCGCUGUCGCCGCUCCGCGCCUGGGGAAAAGGGGUGGGCGGGCGCCUGCCGGCCUAUAGGUGCAGCCAUGCAGGAAAGCAUCCGUUUUGCUUCUUCAGGAGAUGAUAUUAAAAUAUGGGACUCCUCAUCUAUAACCGUGGUGGAACAGUUCAACCCGCAUACUUCGCAUUCAGUCAACUCACUAUGUUGGGGCAAUAAUAAUAAUUUUCUGGUCACUGCAUCUACCAUCGGUGAUAAAAUAGUUGUUUCAAGCUGUAAGGGUAAACCUGUUCCACUUUUUGAACUAGCUGAAGGGGCAAAACAGACAUGUGUGAGCUUAAAUUCCAGUUCUAUUCAUAUUGUCAGUGGAGGCCUUGAUAACACUGUUAAAAUCUGGGAUUUAAAAUCUAGAAGACUUCAUCGAUGCCUUAAGGAUCAUAAAGAUGAAGUAACUUGUGUAACAUUUAAUUGGAAUGAUUGCUACAUUGCUUCUGGAUCUAUGAGUGGUGAAAUUAUUCUACAUAAUGUUACUACCAAUUUAUCCAGCACUCCCUUUGGUCAUGGUAGCAGUCAGCCUAUUCGACACUUGAAAUAUUCUUCCUUUAAGAAGUCUCUAUUGGGCAGUGUGUCUGACAGUGGAACUGUAACGCUGUGGGAUGUAAAUAGUCAAAAUCCAUACCAUAAUUUUGAAAAUGCUCACAAAGCUCCAGCUUCAGAAAUCUGCUUUUCUCCUGUCAAUGAGUUGCUACUUGUCACCAUAGGUUUGGAUAAAAGAAUCAUUCUCUAUGACACGUCAAGUAAAAAACUACUGAGAACUCUGGUAGCUGAAUCUCCUCUGACAGCAGUAGAUUUUAUGCCCGAUGGCACUACCCUGGCUAUUGGCUCUUCCCGUGGAAAAAUUUACCAUUAUGAUCUAAGAAAGCUGACAUCACCAGUAAAAACAGUCAGUGCUCACAAAACCUCUGUGAAGUGUAUACGCCUUCAGUACAGUAGCACUUGUUCAAAGUCCAGCUUUAAUAAAUGUUCUUCAAGUAAACCAGCAUCCAAAAGAACGGAUGUUAAAGCGAGUAGUAAUGUUGGAGGAAUUCAGAAUACUGGCAUAAUCAAAAAUCUUACCUCUAACACACCAAUUACAGUUUCACCUCAGCCCAUCUCAACAAUUGAGAGUAAAGGAGCAGAUGUUGUUCAGGACAAAACAGGUUUUCCUCGUAGCGGCAGCACGGAUGUAAUUCUAUCUAAAGAAACAGAUCAUGGGAAGAGUGCCAAUAUGACUAACUUUGAUGAUCUGGGACGAGAUAGUUUGGGUGACAUGUUCUCUCCAGUCAGAGAUGAUGUUGCAGUUUACAAAACAAGUGAAGAUCUUCCAGGAAAAGGAGAUGGUUUGGAUUUUCAGCCCUACUUUCCUGGUUUGGAUUUCCUCCCCCAAUUCAACACUGUGUUUCCCAUAAAAAGAAACACAAUAGGUGCUUGCAUGCAAGGGACACGUUCUAGUCCAUUACAUGCAUUUGUGGGCUCUCCUAUUAAAGAAGAAGACGAGCAUCCAAAUCAAGAUGCUGAAGCUACAAAAAUAAAUAUUGGAAAACAGGAAUCUAGAGAACCCUUGAAACAGCUUUCAAAAUUGAGCUCAUCGAAUGCUGAGUCUGGAAAUUCAAAUACUCCACAUUUGCCCACUGUAAUCAAGACUCCGGAAGCAAAUGAGAGACUAGGGAAGAAUAUUCAGGCACUCUUGAUGUCCGAUUCACCAGUAAAUGGUACUACCUCAGCAACUCCAAAGAUAACUUCCUCUGUCACUGCAGGAGUUGCCAGUUCAUUAUCUGAAAAAAUAGUAGACACCAUUGGAAGUAAUAGACCAAAUGCACCAUUGACAUCAGUUCAAAUUCAUUUCAUUCAAAAUAUGAUUCAGGAAACACUGGAUGAUUUCAGAGAAGCAUGCCAUCGAGACAUUGUGAAUUUGCAAGUGGAGAUGAUUAAACAAUUUCAUAUGCAGUUGAAUGAAAUGCAUGCCUUGCUUGGAAGAUACUCUGUAAAUGAAAGCUUAGUAGCUGAAAUUGAGAGACUACGAGAGGAAAACAAAAGACUAAGGACCCACUUCUGAAAGGUCCACACUGAGCUUAUUUUCUUUACAUGAACAUAAUGAAUUUUGUACUUUAACCUUCAAGAUGUCAUCUACCGAACACUGAAGUCGUGUAUGAAGACCAGUAUUGUUUUCUUGAACUCGGAAAACCUCUUCUUUUAAAUAAAUGUUAUAAGACACAAUACUUAACUGUAAAAUUUUUAAGAGAGAUAAAUCUGCACUAAUAACCGCUGUAAAGAAUGUGUUCAUAUCUUUAUGGUAAACUGACUUGAAAUACAUGUUGUCGUCUAACAGGAAAGCUAACAGGAUAAGUAUUUUAUCAGAGCCUUAGCUGUCCAUGAAGUGCCUUUUAUAAAUGAAAAGGAAACAGGACAAAUGUAUUUUCCAUAAGAAUUUUUUAUAUAUACCUACUGUCAGAACUAUGUAGACUGAUGCAUUAUUUUACACUUUUGUCAGCAGCAGUUGUUUUUUAGCUUCAGUAUUUCGACUAUUUUUGUGGAAAAACUAUAUUGUUUUCAGUAUGACAUUUGGAGUUUUGUUUCUGAAUAGCUGGAAAAAACAGGGAAUCUACUAGUAAUUAUUUGAUUAACGUGCAGUUAUAGAUAACUCAAAACUUUUCCUAUAUGGAGCAAAACUUGGGUUCAGUCUUGGAAAUAUUAAUGAAUGUGAUAUCAUCGUCUUGCUUGUGGGUUUUUUUAAAAUAUUUUUUAUGAGAAAUGUGUGCUCUUCUGCCACUUAUUCUUCCUCUCCCAUUGCUCCUCCCCCCUCCCCCCCGCUUAUAAAUGUUAAAUUAUAGGAUGAGUUUUUGUUAAAAUUUAGUUGUGUAAACUAGAAUCCUUUCACUUACGUAAGUGUGAAUAUUUACAUAAUUUAAUGGCAUAUUGAGUAACUUACCCAGUUUCAUUGAAUUUAACUUAUAGCCUUUGAAAUGUUCUGUGUGAACACACUUAACCAGUAGUACUAUUUACCACUACUGUAGAUUUCUUUUGGCCAUGCUGAAUACCAAAUUAAUUCAUUUGUCUUAGCUAUAAGCUAACAUGGCUGCAUGUGUCAUGCCAGUACUGACUGUUAGUCCAGCAGUAUAACACUGCCAGGCCUAUUCGUGCAGUCCUUAGUGAGGCAAAAUAUCUGAAGUGAAAUCCUGGCCCCGUUGAAGUCAAUGGGAGUUUUGUCACUGACUUCAUUGGGGCCAGGGUUUCGCCCCAGUCACACCAGUGAAAGUGUUGCCUCAGCAAGGGCUGAUUAGGCUCUGCUACAAGUGCCUUUUUGAGAUGAUGAUCUGAAGAUCUUAAGAUACCCACAACCAUUACCUGAUGUUCCAAUUGAAAAGAAGAUUUCAAAAAGGAAAAUACUGAGAACGCAAAUGUUACAUGUUGUAGCUAAUGAACUCUAUCUCCAGCGUGACAUUCUUCCAAUAAAUGAAAAAGCCAUAACAAAACAUUGUCUGUCACUUACUUAAAAUAAUACAUUGCAAAGUAUGAACCAUGCAAGAAAACUAUUUGAAUCUUGUCACCAUCUUUAACAUGAAUUUUUUUUAAAAGAGGGAAGCAUAAGGGAGUGGCUCCUGUAUUUUUUUUACAAGCUAGCUAAUUAUUUUUUUCUUGUAAAAAAUUGAAUAAUAUUGGUGUAACCUUCAACAUUAUGAUCAGGACUUGAAUAUCAGUUUGUAGUUUAUUGCUACCAUGUUCAAAAGAGCUUUUAAAAAGUGUUUCUAUAUUGAGCUGAAUUUAAGGAAGCAGAAUAAAUUAAACUUAUUUUUAGUAAUUU
Messenger RNA from Gopherus flavomarginatus (Mexican gopher tortoise), 3889 nucleotides. RefSeq names its product NEDD1 gamma-tubulin ring complex targeting factor (gene NEDD1). Gene Ontology annotation, molecular function: gamma-tubulin binding. The coding region runs from base 137 to 2143 and encodes 668 amino acids. The transcript has 15 exons. Lineage: Eukaryota; Metazoa; Chordata; Testudines; Testudinidae. Gene Ontology annotation, biological process: microtubule nucleation; mitotic cell cycle. Gene Ontology annotation, cellular component: spindle pole; centriole; ciliary basal body. The record is from RefSeq and is a predicted model, not a curated record.